This is a messenger RNA of Carassius gibelio (silver crucian carp), 650 nucleotides long. Its product is annotated as 28S ribosomal protein S18c, mitochondrial. The transcript has 6 exons. The record is from RefSeq and is a predicted model, not a curated record. Gene Ontology annotation, molecular function: structural constituent of ribosome; small ribosomal subunit rRNA binding. Gene Ontology annotation, cellular component: ribosome; mitochondrial small ribosomal subunit. Bases 97 to 507 code for a protein of 136 amino acids. NCBI's taxonomy places the organism in Eukaryota, Metazoa, Chordata, Actinopteri, Cypriniformes, Cyprinidae. Gene Ontology annotation, biological process: mitochondrial translation.
UGCAGGUGGCGGUAGACUGCAACAAACGCGCUGAACGACUCUGCAGAAGAAGCAGGCAGAGAGACGGUCAUGGUGGCCUCCUGAACACAUCGAGGAAUGUUUGCCCUUUCUCUUAGUCGCCUGUUAUUACAGGCUCUUCCCAAGAAACCGGUCACACCUAGGGCUACAGCACAAUGCAUCAGAAGUCUGACAACAUCUCAGGAAGAAUCUCUAAAGAAAGAUGAUAUGCCUACAAAAAUGGAAAACCCGUUCAAGUCGCCUCCGAAAACUUGCAUCCUGUGCAAUAUAACUGUAGACUUCAAAAACGUCCAGCUGUUGUCCCAGUUUAUUUCCCCACACACAGGCAGAAUAUACGGCAGACACAUAACAGGCUUGUGUGGUCGGAAGCAGAAAGAGGUAUCGAAGGCAAUAAAGAAAGCUCGUUCAAUGGGUUUCAUGUCAGUCACUCUGAAGGAUCCACAGUUUAUUAAAGACCCUGAUAUUUGUGGUAUCAAACAUUUUGAAUAGGUUCUGUAUAAAGACAGACAAUGCAUACCACCCUUUUGUUUCUGUAAAUCUGUGACUUGUGUAAAAUAUCUAAAAUGGUGAAAAAUAAACAAUGGGACAUAAUUACAAUAACCAGAUUUAAAUAAAAACACCAAAUGUGUGAA